UUCUUGUGUCUGAAAUAAAAAGAAAUAAAAAGAAAUCAAAAUUAAUCAAAUAAAAAUCCCCCUAGUUAGAAGAAAUUAAUAACAAGUGACAUUAUUUCUAUUAUGAAAAAAACAGUAUUCUGCGAAAAAUUUUUCAGUUUUGUUCAGAAGAAAGUGUAAAAUUCAAUUAUAGUGUAAAAGGGAAAUUAUUUUUUUUAAACAUGGCUAAAUACGUAUUUUUGUGCUUGAGUGUUAUCAGUUUCCUUGCGGUUAAUGCACAGGAUAAUUCAAAUGGUGUCCUAAUUAUGCCCUCGAUUCUUGAAUGCUAUAAUAAUUCGUAUCUCUUGACGCGAGAUAAUAGAUUACCCCACAAUAUGAUUACAUUGAUCGAAAUUAUUCGAAAAAUCGAAGAAUCACCGGGUUCGACUAUGCGGACUUUAACUGCUCUUUCUCAGGCUCUUUUGCAUGGAUUUCGUCAAGAUGGGAUUCUACGAUUAAAAGCGCCUGCCAGAAGUAAUUUCAUUCCCUACGCUUCUAGAUACUAUACAUUUAGUCGAUUUGUAAAGUUACUGAAAGUUAUAGCCGGUGAUGCAAUGACAUUUCCAAAUAGCAGUAUUUCUGACGUAGAAAGAUGCACAUUGCAUUUUAUGCUGUCAGACACAGUAGAGCGAGAGAAGAGAGAUGAUGAGAAUUGCAAUAGAAAUUAUGACAAUGCCUAUCGAUUUCCAAGAAGCGUUGAUAAGAAAUUCCUCAAAAUCAAAGAAGAAGGAGCAAAUGAUGCUGUUGAAAUGCUCUCUCCUCAAGAAAUACAAAGUAUGACGAAUACCAAACAGGAAGAGGAUAGUGGUGUCGAUCCGAAUUCAUAUUAUCCGGAAUUCCCCCCAAAUCAUCCCGCAGUUGCACAAUAUGUAGUAGAGCCUAGUUCAUGUCCUGUUUACAGUGGUGUCAUCAAAACGAAAUGGGGUGAGGUUUCGGGAGGACCGCUUAUAGCAGCAAUUGCCGCUGCGAUGCAACCGCAAUUAAUUAGUAUAAGUCAACUAAUGAGUGGCGAAAAUGUGGGACCGGAAUAUUUCAUGAGAACUCCACAAAUAAAUAACAAGUGGUUCGCCACAUUAUCGGGUGAUCUAGCUGCAGCUUGCUGGCGUCAAGCACCAAUUGUUGAGGAAAAAAAUAUACCUUUUAUAAUUGGAGCAAAUGGUAAAUGGAAUUCGUCAGAAAUGCCUCGAUGGUUUUUCCUCGACUCCAAUGAACAUCUCGAGUUGACGAAACCAUUAUUAAGAGGAGACAUUGAUGGUCUGAACAUUGCAAAUGAAAUCGCUUCAUGGAGUGUUGAUGAGAGAAAUAGAAUUAGACUUUCACAAGUUUUAGACAUGUAUUACAGUCCAAGGGGUUCACUUAAUCCACAAGUGCGCGCUUGUAAUCGUCAACAACUUCUAACCAAAUCAGCGCCAACAACUGAAACAUUAGAAGAUCAGACUUACAGUGCAAUGAAGAUAAUGAAAGAUUUGGCUUUGGCAACAAUGGACGAUGUUAUACUGAGAGACUACAGUAAAAGAAUUUCUAGUCAACUUUUCACUGAUCUUGCGAAUUUACUAAAAGACGAUCUUUCUUGUGCCGAAACUGAUCGUCACAACGAUUUUAGUAGAACAUAUGUCGAUCUGACUAUUGUUCUCGAUACUAAUUGGCCGUUUAAAUAUAUUCAACCCAUACUUUCAAAACUAUUAGAAGGCAUUGAAGUCGGUAAAUACAACAGUAAUUUCACUCUACUAAGUAGCAAAAGUGGAAAAAUUAUGAUUAAUUCAAGCAACACGAUUCUGGAUUUAUACAACUUUAAUGCAUCCAAUUACGAAAAAUUCGACAAAGGAUUUAACAUGUGUCAGAGCAUUGAAAUUGUGGAACGUUUACUCAAAGAAAAAUUGGACAGAGAACAUACUCAAAAAAAUGGGGGAGGCAAUGUGGACAUUAUAUUAUUUGUUCCAUAUCUCAGUUCAUCAGACGAUGACAAAGUGAAAGAAUGUGUUACCGGAAUAAUGCAAAAUAUGCGAUUGGAAAUCCCUGAUGCUUAUUUUCUCUUCUUAACGUCAGGACGAAAAGAAAUGGCAACCUAUUACGUGAAAUCUGAAGAUGUAUUCGUUAUUUCAUCGUCGCCUUCAACUUCCAAUUUAUAUCCGAUUGAUUCCUUGAUUUCAAGACUCCGAGAAUAUCCAAAACGUCUCGUCAAUUCACAAUGUGGAUCAAGAUACCAGUCUCGAGAGGAAUCGGCACCAUUUUCCGAUUCUGUAGAACCUCGUGGAACCAAAUUUUACAGAAUUCAUCCCAAUUAUUUUCACUCAACAGACUGGACUCCCAAAGUAAUUAUUGAAGGCUCAUCCGAUGGUCAACUGACAGUCUGUCAUUCUCGAGAAUCACUCUACUCGAAUAAUUCGAAAAUUGUAAAUUCUCAAUGUGACACUAUAAACAGUAAUAGCAGACACACAAUUGAUCUUUCAUGUGGCGAUACGGAUUAUAUUAACCAAUGUCAACCGUACUAUAUUUCCGUUAAGUCGAAUAAUUCAACAUCAACAUCAACAUCGGUCAAAUGCGAAAACUGUCGAUUUCCAGACGAAAUAAAAUACAAGAUAUCUUAUGAAAGAUUAAUCUGUAAAAGUGCAGCAACUUCCAUUAAUACACUGCCAGUCAUCAUUAUUUUCACAAUCGUCUCCUUAUUCAAUUUCGUAAACAUUUAGAAUAAUGAGUUUUUAUUAAAAAUUUUUAUUAAUUUCUCAUCUGAACGGUAAUUAGCAUAAAAAAAUGUUAUAACCACUCACAUGGUGGAUCAUCUUCAUUUCGUAACGUAAAUAAUUUUACAUUUAAUGCGAAAUUAUUAUUAUAUUUAUAAUUUUAUAAUCAAGAAGAUGAAAAGAAAAAUUCAUGAUAAAGUCGUAAAAUUUAAUUAUAAUUUUUUUUGUUCACAAAUUUUCAUAUUGUCAAUUUGUAUUAGUGUAUAAAUUUUUAAUUAAUAACUCUGAUAGAUUUAUACAAAUAGCUGGUUUUUUGUAUAUUUUUCUAGAAUAAAUAAAAAAAAAAAUCUGUUAAAAAG
Leptopilina heterotoma is the source of this 3058-nucleotide messenger RNA. RefSeq lists its product as uncharacterized. Bases 201 to 2705 code for a protein of 834 amino acids. The transcript is spliced from 15 exons. The record is from RefSeq and is a predicted model, not a curated record. NCBI's taxonomy places the organism in Eukaryota, Metazoa, Arthropoda, Insecta, Hymenoptera, Figitidae.